Molecule: messenger RNA, 1504 nt
Organism: Carcharodon carcharias (great white shark)
Lineage: Eukaryota; Metazoa; Chordata; Chondrichthyes; Lamniformes; Lamnidae
Gene: cwc15
Product: CWC15 spliceosome associated protein homolog
Exons: 7
Coding region: 166-855 (229 amino acids)
Biological process (GO): mRNA cis splicing, via spliceosome
Cellular component (GO): catalytic step 2 spliceosome
Molecular function (GO): RNA binding
Source: RefSeq, a predicted model, not a curated record
AUGGCGCACACUGGCGAAUUUAAAUCGAAAACGCGCUCGCUUCAUUUUCCAGUUGGGCCACCAUAGUUUGGUGCAUUGUGGGAUAGUGAAGUGCCAUCGCUCGUGAGCGGUGGCUGGAAUCCGGCUUGGAACGCGCGGCGGUUGUGUUCCCAGAAUACUUAAAAUAUGACUACUGCUGCCCGACCAACUUUUGAACCAGCUAGAGGAGGAAAAGGAAAAGGUGAAGGAGAUCUCAGUCAACUUUCCAAGCAGUAUUCAAGUCGGGACCUUCCUUCACAUACUAAAAUCAAAUACAGGCAACCAACCCAGGAUGUCCCUGAAGAGCUGCGUAGCCGUGACUUCCGUAGGGAACUGGAGGAGAGAGAGCGAGUAGUAGUACGUGAAAAGAAUAGAGACCGACCGCCCAGAGAACAUACUACAUCAUCUUCAAAGAGACCACGGCUGGAUCAGAUACCUGCAGCAAACCUUGAUGCUGAUGAUCCACUGACGGAUGAAGAAGAGGAGGAAGAUUCUGAUAGAGACAGUAGUAGUGAAGAUGAUGAUGAUGAUGACACUGCUGCUCUUUUAGCUGAGCUCGAGAAAAUUAAAAAAGAACGUGCUGAAGAGCAAGCACGGAAGGAGCGUGAACAGAAAGCUGAAGAAGAAAGAAUUAGAAUGGAAAAUAUUCUGAGUGGCAAUCCUCUCUUGAACCUCAUCGGACAGUCAAACUUUAAAGUGAAACGAAGGUGGGAUGAUGAUGUGGUGUUCAAGAACUGUGCUAAAGGAAUAGAUGAAUCAAAGAGGGAUAAAAGAUUUGUGAAUGAUACACUUCGCUCAGAAUUCCACAAGAAGUUUAUGGAAAAGUACAUUAAAUAAUUGGCAUCAAAUACUCUAUUGCUGUUCAAUAGUUACAGAAAACAUGUUUUUCUUCCCCCUCCAAGGAUGGUAAACUCUAUUUUCCUCCCUAUUUGCCCCCUCGGACCUUGCAGCUAAACUCCAGAAGAAAAUCAUCUACUUUGAAGUUUCUGUCAGUGGCAGACAUAAGCAGCCCAGGAAAUAUUUGUACACCUAUUCAUGAAGCACCUGAUUUCUACUCCAGUGCAUCCUGUUGCAUCACAAAUGAAAUUAAGAGCUUGGUGACAUAGGAAGGAGGAGACUCAGUUGAACUUGUGUCCUAUUUCUUUAUUAACCACAUGUUGCAUCAGUGUGAGUUGCCACCUAACUGUUUUUGCCAUCUUAAAAAUAUUUUUUUUUAAUCAAUGUAGUUAGCAGAAUAUAAUUUGCAUAUAGUGUUUUUUUCUGGAAAAGUCUAAGGACAUUUGUAUGUCUUGAAACAUAUAGUGAAUAUUUAAUUGUAAGUUAUGAGCAAUAACAGUUUGUGUUAAAACUAAGGUGCCGCUCUCUUGGUGUAAUGCAAGAUAUAAAGGUAUGACUUUCAUCGGCAAAUCAGUUUCAACCCACUGAGGAAUAAGACAUUUUGUUACUAGACUUACCCCAAUUUUAAAAAUAAAUGUUAUUCGUAAAA